CAGAUGGUUCCUGUGCUGGACAAUAUGACCCCAACUCCUCUGACUCAGAACUGCUCCAACUACACUCAGGUGUUAGUGCCAGAGCUCAACGUGGUCAAAGCUGUGGUUUUGGGCUUGAUGCUAGGUGGCUUCAUCAUGUUUGGAGUUGUGGGAAACAUCCUGGUAAUCCUGUCAGUAGUUUGCCAUAGACACCUGCGGACAGUGACAAAUUAUCUCAUAGUUAAUCUGGCAGUGGCAGACCUGCUUCUGAGCUCCACUGUACUACCCUUCUCUGCCAUUUUAGAGAUCCUGGAUCGCUGGGUGUUUGGACGAGUCUUCUGUAAUGUUUGGGCAGCUGUGGAUGUGCUUUGCUGCACUGCCUCCAUCAUGAGCCUCUGUGUGAUCUCUGUGGACCGCUACAUUGGAGUGAGUUACCCUCUGCGUUACCCGGCAAUAAUGACAAAACGCAGGGCGCUGUUGGCAGUGAUGCUGCUGUGGGUGCUGUCUAUCAUUAUAUCCAUUGGACCGUUAUUUGGCUGGAAAGAGCCAGCACCAGAAGAUGAGUCCAUCUGCAAGAUCACAGAGGAGCCAGGUUAUGCUAUCUUCUCUGCUGUGGGUUCUUUCUACCUCCCUCUGGCCAUUAUACUGGUCAUGUACUGUAGGGUUUAUGUGGUAGCUCACAGAGAGAGUCAAGGUCUGAGAGAGGGCCAAAAGACAGAGAAGUCAGACUCAGAGUUUGUGACUCUCAGGAUACAUCGAGGCAACACAACUGCAUCAGAAGAUGAGGCCCUUCGCAACCGCACCCAUUUUGCCCUGCGACUGCUCAAGUUCUCACGUGAGAAGAAGGCUGCCAAGACCUUGGGCAUUGUUGUUGGCUGCUUUGUGCUGUGCUGGCUGCCGUUUUUCCUGGUGCUACCUAUUGGCUCCAUAUUCCCUGCAUACAGACCUUCAGACACUGUUUUCAAGAUCACCUUCUGGCUCGGUUACUUCAACAGCUGCAUAAACCCCAUCAUCUACCCCUGCUCCAACCAGGAGUUUAAGAAGGCUUUCCAGAGUUUACUAGGAGUUCAUUGUUUGCGAGUGAAUCCCAGACCACAUAAUCAUCACCAUCUGAGUGCAGUUCAGACUCAAACGCAAGGUCACAACCAGCCCAUGACUCUUGGCCUGGACAACAGGGGGACCUGUCGGCUCAGCCCCUCCUCUUCUAUGGCCCUAUCCAGAACGCCUUCCUCAAGGGACAGCAGGGAAUGGAGGGUCUUCUCUAGCGGUCCCACUGGUGGAUCUGGACCAGCAGAGACAAGCAGGGCUAAAGUGGCCAAAUUCUGCAGCAAAAGCUUCCAGCGGACCUGCUGCUGCAUCCUCAGUGGUGGGACUUCCCCGCAGGAGUCAAACUGUGCCCACCCCCCACAAGCCGGAAACCUUCCCACCAUUAAAAUCCACCAAUUGUCCCUGUCGGAAAAAGGAGAGCCUGUAUAA
Molecule: messenger RNA, 1455 nt
Organism: Scomber japonicus (chub mackerel)
Lineage: Eukaryota; Metazoa; Chordata; Actinopteri; Scombriformes; Scombridae
Gene: adra1aa
Product: adrenoceptor alpha 1Aa
Exons: 2
Coding region: 4-1455 (483 amino acids)
Biological process (GO): phospholipase C-activating G protein-coupled receptor signaling pathway; adenylate cyclase-activating adrenergic receptor signaling pathway; positive regulation of cytosolic calcium ion concentration
Cellular component (GO): membrane
Molecular function (GO): alpha1-adrenergic receptor activity
Source: RefSeq, a predicted model, not a curated record